AUGGAGAUGGAGAUGGGGAUUGGAGAGAGUGGAUCACCGCCGAAACCAGGCUCCACUAAUGUUUUAACAAGGUCUAGCGGAGACUCAUACCCAUCCAUGGUGACACCCAUGAUCGGAGGCGAUGCCGGGUGCGUGCCAGUGGGCGGUGCUAGAAAGGGAGGUGAAGGCGACUCCAGCCAGGCACAAGGGAAGGGGACCACUCACAAACAGCUAAGUGGUGCCAAAGGUGGAGGGGCCAACUACCCAGGCGACACCACAGACAAAGAAUUCCUAGGUGUUGGCUCUGGUGGAAGGAGAUUGAAUGGCGAUGGCAUGGUGGGAAGCAAAGGCACAAGAACUAACCACAUAGGUGAUGCCAUGCCAAGCCUGGGCGACGCCUGCUUGGGCGCUGUGAGGGAGAAUGGCUCUACGGCCAGGGAAGCCCAGCAGGACGGGAGCACCAGACCUUACAAUCUUCUAGGCGGCGCCAUCCUUAGUGGUGAGCAACGUUUUGGCAUGCUAAGGUAA
This is a messenger RNA of Ilex paraguariensis (yerba mate), 507 nucleotides long. The record is from the annotation of a GenBank genome assembly. NCBI's taxonomy places the organism in Eukaryota, Viridiplantae, Streptophyta, Magnoliopsida, Aquifoliales, Aquifoliaceae.